AUGGUGUUCUCUGCACUUAAAUCCGCCUUUGCAGUUGGCGCUCUUGCCGGCGUCACUGCCGCAGGCCCCCUAUCAACAGCCAAUGUCUCUCAACCCAUUUUCCAUCGGCCCACUAUCUCUAUACCGGCCGCUUAUCAGGGAUUGGGCCUCCCCAUGCCCUCGGUUGUGACAAUAACCAAGCAGUUGACUAUUGUUGUUAGCAAUGUCGCCGUUGACUGCAUCCAUGGCCCGAUUCCCACGCCGCCCCCGAAACCGACUUGCGAUAUGAACAAUCUUCUUCGGCCGGUGACUAGUACUCGGCAAUACUGUGGUGGCCAUGUUGAUUUGCCUCCUAGAGGACGCGAAUUUGAACAUGAAAAUGAGGAAGAGGACAAUGAGGAAGAGGAUGAUGAGGAAGAUAUCGACGAGGAUGAUGAUGAUGAGGAUGAGGAUGAUGAGGAUGAUGACUCUCAUCUCGAACCACGUCUUAGUGAAGACUGUACAGCUCAAGUGAUGGAAGGCCCCAGCAUCACCAUUUGGCCUACCUUGACCAUGCACACCACCACCACGACCGUCUCCCGCUAUGUCAACUGCGGCCCCUGCACCAACGUCUCGCCCAUCCCUUACUACUCCCCGGGCAUCGAACCCGUCGUCAAAUUCAGCACAACCGUCACGGCCAUCCAGCCCUUCACGACGACUGUCCUCGAGUGCGAGCCCCGAGCUACUCGUGCAGAUGAGUUUCUCGAGAGAGAUUUUGGCGUCCCCGGCAUGUUCCCUCCUGCUAUACCGACACUCAUCACCAAGAUCGACCCUUGGCCUCCGGCUAUUACAUCGUACACGGACUACCCUGCCGGGGCUACCGUUGCGACUUGCGCCAGAAUCUAUCAUCUCUUCCCGUCUCGUCUGGGCAGAACACGGAAGAUCUAUACUGCCACUCACACCUCGACUGCGCACAAGGAUUGCGGUGACUGUGCACUGAUUUGGGCGACGGGUGAGUAUCCUGUUCCCGUCGGGCCUUUGCCAACCACUGUGACCAAGAAGGGGAAGUCGACUGUAACCGCCAUGGUUUGCAAGACCCGGUUUUAA
This is a messenger RNA of Trichoderma virens Gv29-8, 1065 nucleotides long. RefSeq lists its product as uncharacterized. The record is from RefSeq and is a predicted model, not a curated record. Lineage: Eukaryota; Fungi; Ascomycota; Sordariomycetes; Hypocreales; Hypocreaceae. The transcript has 2 exons. Bases 1 to 1065 code for a protein of 354 amino acids.